This is a messenger RNA of Prosopis cineraria, 624 nucleotides long. RefSeq names its product transcription factor bHLH95-like. Gene Ontology annotation, biological process: endosperm development; regulation of DNA-templated transcription. The transcript has 4 exons. The record is from RefSeq and is a predicted model, not a curated record. The coding region runs from base 1 to 624 and encodes 207 amino acids. Gene Ontology annotation, molecular function: protein dimerization activity; DNA-binding transcription factor activity. Lineage: Eukaryota; Viridiplantae; Streptophyta; Magnoliopsida; Fabales; Fabaceae.
AUGUCUGCAGAUAGAGAACCAGAGAGGGAAAACCAGUCCAAUGAUUCAGAUAAUUCUGACAUGGAGAAGAACAUGCCCAUAAACCCACCUGAAAACAAUUCCAAUUCUAAUGGCCCUUCACCGACAAGAGGGAAGGAGAAGUGUGUUAUUAGUAGUAGUGACGAAACUGAUGAUGAUACUGCUGAGAGAGAGAAGCGUAAGAAGAUAAACGAUUUAUUUGGUAGCCUUCAAGCUAUGCUUCCGCAUGUUCCUUCGCAGGCGGAUAAAAUAACAGUAGUGGAUGAAACAUUGAACUACAUAACAACAUUAGAGAAAACUUUGGAAAACCUGCAAAAGACGAAGAUGCAACGACUUCUUCGAUCGUCAGUCUCUAAUGUUGGGCAUCCCAGUGUGUGCUCUUCCAAGAAGUGGCGCCUUUUCACCACAAUCUGUUAUGUUCUGGAGAAGUACAAGAUUGAAGUUCUGUUUGCCCACAUUACAUGUGACAAUAAUGGUCGAAGGUUCUAUAUGUUUGAAGCACAAGUGAACAGAGAUUCGGAUCAGCUUCCUGGGGCAUUAUCAGCAGAGGAAACAUUCAAGCAAGCUGCUGAAGAAAUUAUUCUGUGUCUUGCCUUGUUAAUUUGA